AUGAACAACACCUUCGGCGGCGAUCUCGCAGCCAGGCGCGCACGGCUUCACGAUGCCGAAGCUUCACACGCGCAGCACCAACCCUGCGAAGUCGUCUUCGUUGCCUCAUCCCCCAUUGCCUCAACCGCCACGCUGAGCCCAUCGUCCCCAGCGCCGCCCACUCCAACCACCAGGCUCCCCGCGCCAGAUGAUCGGCUGCCUUUCCGAUACGACUAUGCCCCCCCGUCACCGGUGCAACAGUACGCCACAGUCCCCUCCGGGCACCUGGCCGAUCCAGGAAUGUACCCGUCAGGAGCACGAAGUCCCUCGCCCCCGUCUCCGAGCUAUUCUCCAACCAGCCCCGAGUACACGCCGCCAUCUCCGACGUUUGCGCCUUUCUCUCCGAUAUUCUCGCCACCAUCUCCAACGUUUUCGCCAACCUCUCCAAGAUAUUCGCCGACCUCCCCAAGGUACUCGCCAACCUCCCCGUGCGGGGUGCGGCCCUCUCUGAGCUACUCGCCGCCCAACUGGCCGUACCUAUCGCGCACGCCGACAGUCUCACCAUGCAGCCCAACGUAUUCGCCAUGCUCUCCGGUCGAAGCGCCAGCCACGCCUCCGCCCGCUGCCACUGCUCCAGAGGGGAACUCGGUGGAGGAGCAGGAUCGACGGACGCCACGCAUCAGCAGGAAGAGGGCACGGUCGGCGAGCCCACGCUCCCCACACUCCUCCUUGCCAAGCCACCUUCGCUACCGGGUGCGUGUUGCAGCGGUGGAUGUGCAGUUCGCGCUUGCCCUGACGGAUCGGGCGUUGGAGAAGGUGGAUGAGGCGCUGCGUGGCCUCGAUGCUGCGAGGGUAGGGUUGGUUGCGGUGCGAAACUCGUUGACGGCAUCUGCGGAUGGAUUGAGGGAGUCCGGGGGAACUUGA
Coniosporium apollinis CBS 100218 is the source of this 903-nucleotide messenger RNA. RefSeq lists its product as uncharacterized. Gene Ontology annotation, molecular function: DNA binding. Gene Ontology annotation, biological process: transcription by RNA polymerase II. The coding region runs from base 1 to 903 and encodes 300 amino acids. The transcript has a single exon. The record is from RefSeq and is a predicted model, not a curated record. NCBI's taxonomy places the organism in Eukaryota, Fungi, Ascomycota, Dothideomycetes.